GCUCUUAUUGUGUAUUUAUAUUUUCCACGUAGAUGAGGCCAUAACACCGACCCUCUCUUCAUUACGUUUUUCACUGAAGACAAACGACAUCCGUCAUAUUUUAUGUUUUAUUUAUGUACUUCAUGAAAGCGAACAAGCUAUAUGUUAUUGUGAAGAUAGAAAGGGGAAGAACCCUUCGAUUAGCCGGUGCAGGCUAGCUGAGUUCGCUAACUUUCCUUGCAUUGUAGCUAGCUAGCUAGGUUGUCGUCGUAGUCACUGUGCGCUACGGUUUGUUAUUUGAUAGCUGCCAAUCCUUCGUGUGUAAAUUAAUCAUGGCAACUAGGCGCUUGACCGAUGCCUUCUUAUUAAUGCGGAACAAUGCAAUCCAAAAUCGGCAUAUAUUGGCUGAGCAAGUGAGUACAUACGACCCCCGUCGUACUCUGAGUACACGUAGCAAUGCUGCGGAUGCAGGGCCUUUUACAAAUGCUGUCUAUGAGCUUGAUGAGUUGGCUGAUGACCGCAUGGCCCUGGUCUCCGGGAUAAGUCUGGACCCAGAAGCUGCCAUCGGAGUCACCAAGAGACUGCCACCCAAGUGGGUAGAUGGGGUAGAUGAGAUUCAGUAUGAAAUCACACGGGUCCGGCAGAAAAUGAAGGAGCUGGCCGCCCUCCAUGAUAAGCACAUGAACCGUCCCACCCUGGAUGACAGCAGUGAAGAAGAGCAUGCCAUAGAAAUCACUACUCAGGAGAUCACACAGAUGUUCCACCGGUGUCAGCGUGCGGUGACAGGUCUGCAGUCUCGCUGUGGCCACUGCACAGAGCAGGAGGAGAGGCUUUUGAGAAACGUGGUGUCCUCAUUGGCAGGGAGCCUGCAGGAGCUGUCCACCAACUUCAGACACACACAGUCCAGUUACCUGAAACGCAUGAAGAAUCGUGAGGAGAGAUCCAAGCACUUUUUUGACUCCGGUCCUCUAAUGGAGGAGGAUGAAGACAUAGCACUAUAUGACAGGGGGUUUACAGAUGACCAGCUGGUCCUGGUAGAGCAGAACACAGUGAUGGUGGAGGAACGCGAGAGAGAGGUCAGACAGAUAGUCCAGUCCAUCUCUGACCUGAAUGAGAUUUUCCGAGACCUGGCUGGAAUGGUGGUGGAACAGGGCACAGUACUUGACAGAAUUGACUUCAAUGUGGAGCAAUCGUGUGUCAAAACAGAAGAGGGGUUGAAACAGUUACAAAAGGCUGAACAGUAUCAGAAGAAAAACCGAAAGAUGCUGGUCAUUUUAAUCCUUACCGUUAUAGUUGUUGUUCUAAUACUUAUUCUAUUUGGGACAAAGUUCUAGUGAUGCAUUCCUUUGCUUUUGGUAUGUCUGUGUGUCUGUUUGGUGUGCAUAUGUGUGCUUGUAUGAGGGUCUUCUCUGUACUUCAAACAAUGCUGACUACCUGUCCAACUUUCCAAUCACCCUUCCAAAAUCUCUCGCUGUAUGGCUCAUGGAGAUGUGUUGAAUGCAUGAUCCUUAAGAGAGGACAGCCAGGGAGAGUUCCUAUUUAACUUUGGAACAGGCCUGCACACAUGCCCACUGUCUGCCCCAAUACACUCUUGAACAUAUCCUCCAUGUGUCAUGGUACUGCUACAAACAAACACAGAAAAAACACUCCUUAAAUUUCCUUGUGGUCGACUACUGAUUGUCAUGGCCAUACGUUUUGCUUUGUUUUUGGAGAAAAUAAGUGGUUUUCUUGUGAUAGUAAGCAUCAUCUGUCCAGUUUUAUUGUAAGCUAUAGUUGUAAGCCCUGCUUUCCCAUGUCUGUUAUUCCAAGAGAAUAAUUCUGACAACUCAGCUACUGCACAGGUGAAUACUGAAUGUCUAUGAACAUUUGUGUCUCGUGGUGUUGCUUUUACGGACCCUGGUCAUUGCAGACACUUGAUUCGUUGUGCAUUUGUUUCAUUUUCUGCUUUAUCAUGUUUCCUUUUUUAAAGAGGGAGAAAUUACAAGGGUUUUUGUGUCUCUCAGUGACUGAAGAACUACAAUACUGAUUCAUUGAUCACCAAAACUUCCUUUUGGAUUCAGAGCUGUACUUGACCAUCCUAAAUUCAUGUCUCUGUACCAACAGCAGUGUCUUUCAUGAUGUUGCACAUUUUAGAUCACUUGAUGACUGCUUUCUCUUGUUUCACGACCCUUUAUAUUGUUCGGUAUCGCUAACUGAUACAUCAGUUGAGUUUAUUAUUUAGUAUUUUAUACCUCUCACAGUUUGCACAUAUCGAAAGACUGAUGUUUGGUUUCAUGUCUGUCAAACUACUGUCUCCUGUAUAAUAUGAAAUUAUAAUUAUUUAUUUUGAAUUCAAAUUGUAUAAAAGGUGAAAGGUUGUCUAAUAUGGCAAAGAUGUAUUGAGUAGCCUAAAUUGUGUCUAUGGCAGCCUGUGUUGGAAUGAACAAUGUGAUGCAAGCCUUUGUGCUCAGAAAUUACUUUGCCGAUCCCACUACAAAAUCAACACUACUCUACUGUUUCUUAUGAAGAAUGGACCUGUUUUUUGGAAAGAUGUGACCCAUUUCAUGUUAAAUUCAGUAUAGAAUUCUUUGUUUGCUCAA
Coregonus clupeaformis (lake whitefish) is the source of this 2558-nucleotide messenger RNA. RefSeq names its product syntaxin-16-like. Gene Ontology annotation, biological process: intracellular protein transport; vesicle-mediated transport; vesicle fusion. The record is from RefSeq and is a predicted model, not a curated record. Lineage: Eukaryota; Metazoa; Chordata; Actinopteri; Salmoniformes; Salmonidae. Gene Ontology annotation, cellular component: endomembrane system; membrane; SNARE complex. The transcript has 10 exons. Gene Ontology annotation, molecular function: SNAP receptor activity; SNARE binding. Bases 312 to 1313 code for a protein of 333 amino acids.